Alternaria atra is the source of this 2223-nucleotide messenger RNA. RefSeq lists its product as uncharacterized. The record is from RefSeq and is a predicted model, not a curated record. Lineage: Eukaryota; Fungi; Ascomycota; Dothideomycetes; Pleosporales; Pleosporaceae. The coding region runs from base 1 to 2223 and encodes 740 amino acids. The transcript has 11 exons.
AUGAAAGACGAGCCCAUUAAGUAUGCCCUACAAGCGAUCAUUGUCCUCCAUCUUUCUGUUCUCCACCCAGAUAACAUGGUUGAAGCUACUCUGCAGUUGCUUUAUAAAUUCGGUAUUGUUUAUACAUUCCCUGCACCUCUCGUUGAUCGCUCAGAAUUCUUUGGUAUCGUACGCUUUGGCAAGCAACUAUCGGAUAUUCUAUCAGCGCAACUGGCUACAGCUAUGAGUACAUCUACCGUUAUCCAAAGUCACUGCUCGAAUGGACAGGCAACGGUCGACCUGGAUGCGGAUCCUCAGGCUUGCGCUUCCCUUAUAUCACCAAGAUCAAGAAACUCCUAUGCAUUCACUCAUAACACAAGGCACCACAUUAAAAAAUCGAGCGUGUUGAUACAGAAGCCUCGAAAGAUAGAUCUGCAAAACCGCAGCGGCAAGUACUGGAGCAAGUUCUUUUCCAAGCCGAGGACUUGCAAAGACUGCGCUUUUUAUAGGAACGCAUUGGAAUUAGAUGAAAACAUUGACAUGCUUCCCAUGCCAGAACUUAUACUUAGGCUUCUGGGUGGUUCCGACGCACAACAUGCCGCCUGGGAAGCGAAGGUCCUCAACAAGUUCUUUGCGCAAAACGGAGAUAGGGGAAUGGUAACACAAGAAAGUGAUACGUGGGCUUGGGUUUGCGAUCGGAAGAUAGCCGCAGGAAGAAGUCGAGAUUAUGGACGGAGUUUCGAUCCGGAUGGCUUGCGCGGGAUUCUGGACAUGGAGCGGUUUAAUGACCAGGUCCUUGAAGACGUGGAUCAGCGUAUGAUGUUCGUUCGUUACAUUUCGGAACUCACCCCAGAGUUCGUCGUCAGUCUCACAAAGACAGUGUGGACUGCGGGGGUAGAGGCAUUACGUGAUGCAAUUUGCAAGCAUAUCGCCAUGGAAACCAGCCUACGGGUACAUGUUCCGAUCAUGGGCUUCCCGACAUACCGGUUAGAAUUUCACAUGGCGCAUUUGCUCUUGAGAAAAUCACCACAAAUCACAGACAUAGCCGCUGGCAGUGAAGACGUUGACAAAACUGGAUCAUUGCUAGAUCUCUCGUUCCUCGAGCUGGUUGGCCAUGAUGGCAACGUAGCUCCACAUUCGAUUUACCAAGGGCAUAUGAGCAUCGUCAUAUGUGGUUGGAGCAAUCUCCAAUGGACUGGAUACGUUUUUACUAAAUCAGACAACGAUGACUUAGAUGAAGAAGAUGAAGACGAGUUCAGAGGACAUUUCUUGACCUCGCAAUACGGCCUCGACUUUGUCCUUCCCCGACAAUCUACACAUUGCUGGGACGCGAGGCGGUACUGGCUUCGUUUGGUCGCUCAUCGUUGUCAAUAUGUGCUAAGGGAAUGGCUGUAUCUUGUACACACCAUAGAGGAUGGUGUGGAGUCAUGGAAAACAGAAGAUCCAUGCAGUAGCAAUACCAACAAGUCAAGCUUGCAAGCGGACGAGAUUCAGAAGUCCCUGAACAAGACCCUCCAGACCAUGCAGCUUCUACGUAAGUUGCGGGACGAACUCUCGACCACGCUCAGAGUGUACAACCGAUUUGAUAAAUAUGGUGGAGAUAGACACUACUUCUCCGACAUCACAGACUGCUGGUCGGUGCAGAACAGCAUUGUGGAAUCUUUCGAGAAGCUUACCGACCUUUCAAUCCAACUAAGGUCCCUUGACGAUUCUUGUAAAAGAUUUGCAACUCAUCUGGGGCGCAUUCUUGAUCUCGAGAGUAAUCGCCUGUCUAUGGAAAGUAACAAGCUCAGCCGAGAGGCCAACGAACAUCAACAAGCGAGUCACCGCCUAAGUGAGCGCAUGCACAAAAUGAACGAAGAAACAAGCAUACUCAACAAAGAAAUGCGAAAGCUAAAUGAGAGGAGCACAGAAGCGGCAUGUAUGAGCCAAACAGAGGCCAUGAAAACUAGUCGCAGUACACGCGUGAAUGUCGAGCUGUUGUUGCUUACGACCCCCUUUGGUAUCGUCCUCCAGUACUUCGGCUCGGAGCAAGAGAUAUUCUCAUUCAAUCGUAAUCCAAAGACCUUUGUCCUUGCCACGGUAGUAUUGAUGGCAGUCCUCAGAUUGUUGACCUUAUCUCUUGAGUAUGGGGGCGCUUUGUUCGCGUUAGUGUAUCGGAAGUCGUCUAAGCGGUCAAUGACAUCGAGCCAUUCCGAGGGAACUCAAGAUACCGUUGAGCUGGACACGAUACAGCAUGCGUGA